AUGACCGCAGGCAUAGUCAAGGGCCGCCUGGAGCUUGGAGACUUUAGCUCCAGUCUUCGCGAUGCACCAACUACCAUUUGUUUCCGAAGUUGCCUUGGUGAUACGGUAGAAGACCUGAGGCUGGAUCGUAUGAUGGAGCAGCUAACACAGCAGGUGGCUGCACUUAUGGAAAAUCAGAAUCGGAGAAACCCUAAUUCAAAUUCUAACAUUGAUCGAGAGGAAACUGAAGCGGGGUCGGAAAGGGAGAAUUUUUUCGCUGAUGUUCCACGAAGACGGCAAAGGGACCCAAUCGAGGAAGACAGGCAGCGAUGGGAGACAGGCAUUCGGACCGAUAUUCCCGAAUUCCAAGGGGGUUUGCAGCCAGAAGAGUUUCUAGAUUGGCUGGCAACGGUAGAAGAGGUUUUGGAGUUCAAAGGGGUACCUGAGACCAAGCGGAGGAUCAUGUACCAAUGCCUGCAGAACUUGAGGCAGGGGAGUAGGUCGGUGGAUGAUUACACCAAUGAGUUCUACCAGUUGGUUGCUCGUAACGAGCUUAAGGAAACCGAGGAUCAGCUGGUGGCGAGAUAUAUUGGUGGACUGAGAGUGCAGUUACAGGACACGGUUAAUUUGUUCGACCCUAUUAACGUGUCUUCCGCCCAUCAGAGGGCCCUGAUUAUCGAGAGACAGAGACAGCAGAAGCGAGCGAGCAGCGGGGCGUUCGGUGAAGGUGUUGCCGUUGCAGGAACCAAUGGGGCCGUCCGAGCUGGCGGUAGUAGUGUUGUCCCUGGACGUCCGAUGAGGCCUGCCAACAUUGGGCCGAGCAGUAGCGGGGCGAAGUGCUUCAAGUUUUAUGUAGCUGGAGGCGAUGGAGAGGUCGAGUUUGACGAGGAGGAGGAAGAAAUUGUGACUGGAGACGAAGUGCCCAAUCUGGUGGUUAGAAGGUCUUACUGGGGCAGCUGUGAGAACAUCGUAUUUGCUGAGGUUGUGCAGAAAUUGAGCCUAAGAAGUGAGCCACAUCCUAAACCAUAUAAGCUGGCAUGGCUGAAGAAAGGAGGUGAAGAUGUCUUUUCUGAGGAGCUGCCAAAUGGUCUACCACCCUUGCGGGACAUCCAGCAUCAUAUCGACUUGCAGCCUGGUGCGGCCCUUCCAAACAGACCACACUACAGGAUGAGCCCAGCUGAACAUGAAGAGUUAAGGAGACAGGUGGAGGAGCUAAUAUCGAAAGGGUUUAUUCGGGAGAAUAUGAGCCCGUGUGCUGUCCCGGCACUUUUAGUGCCUAAGAAAGAUGGAUCAUGGCGUAUGUGUGUAGACAGCCGAGCCAUGAACAAGAUAACGGUCAGGUAUCGUUUUCCCAUUCCUCACUUAGAUGAUUUGCUUGACCAGCUGAGUGGCGCCAUAAUUUUUACGAAGCUAGACUUGAAGAGUGGAUAUCACCAGAUUCGGAUUCGUCUUGGGGAUGAAUGUAAGUUUUAG
Punica granatum (pomegranate) is the source of this 1452-nucleotide messenger RNA. The record is from RefSeq and is a predicted model, not a curated record. NCBI's taxonomy places the organism in Eukaryota, Viridiplantae, Streptophyta, Magnoliopsida, Myrtales, Lythraceae.